Dendrobium catenatum is the source of this 1578-nucleotide messenger RNA. Its product is annotated as protein LAX PANICLE 2. The transcript is spliced from 4 exons. The record is from RefSeq and is a predicted model, not a curated record. Gene Ontology annotation, biological process: multicellular organism development. The coding region runs from base 312 to 1076 and encodes 254 amino acids. Lineage: Eukaryota; Viridiplantae; Streptophyta; Magnoliopsida; Asparagales; Orchidaceae.
UCUCUCUCUCUCUCAUGUCUGUCUGCAACUAUUUGAUCACCACAAGCUUCCAAAGAAGAGGAAUUAAUAGAAAGGCAGAUCCAAAAGCUCUUCUCUUCGCCUUUUAUCUCAACCCAUUUAUCUCUCCCUCCCAUCAGUCCUUCACCAUGAAAAAGGCUACUACAUGUUUUAGCUAAUCCUUUCAUGUGUAUGAAAAGCUAGGGUCCCCUUCCCUGAUUCUUCCAUGGCUUCUACUACUUUAUCUUCUCCUUCGUCUUCUUCUUCAAGAAAAGAGACGAGGGGAUCAGCCGAACAAAAGAGCUCAUGAAAUCAUGGUACCGGCAAGAAACCUCCUCCGGCGACACUACGACUGUUAUGGAGGAUACUUUUCGGAUUCCUAUUUCGAUUUCGAGAAGCCGACGCCGGCUCUGAGAUCACCGGAAUUCAUGGGAGGUUUGGCGAACUGUGAGGAGAGACAAGAGGAGGAAGAGGAGGAGGAGGAAGCCGGGACCAGCAACAGAGACGCCGGAGAUCAAUGUUGUGAAGGCUGGCUUCAGCUUGGCGUUGGCGUCGGAAUUAGACCACCGACAUCCCGCCGUUCACCCGGGAGCAGCUCAUCAGCACCGCCGUUGAGGGAAGUGAGGGUAGCGCUUUCAACGGAGCUUGAGCUUUUUGCUCCCCGGCCGGCGCCGCCGGAGCCUAUGAAUAUUCCAAUGUUUCCACCACCUCCUCCGCCGCAUCUCGGCGUGUUUUAUCCGCGAGACGCGCCAUGGGGGUUUUGGAAUGCCGGCAGUGUUGCAAUGGGCGUCGGGCAGCCGGCAUUUUUGCCGCCUGUUCGUAGCUUCGUGGUUCCAUUCGAAAGCUCUUCGGCGGCGGCCUCGGGCGAGCUAAGACUGGUAAGCACGCCGGCGAGACCUCAGGCUGGGGUGUGGUUCAUGCUCAAAGCCUCACAGAACCAAGUGAGGGAGCCCUUUUUGCCUCAGAUUCCUAAGAGCUACUUAAGGAUCAAGGAUGGGAGGAUGACAGUUAGGUUGUUGAAGAAGUACUUGGUGAACAAGCUUGGUCUUGAGGAUGAAUCAGAGGAAAAAAGGACAUAGGAGUGCAUGGAAAUGAAUCAUGAAGAAGUAUAAUGGUGUUCCUAACCUAAGUUGGUGAAAAGAACAUUUGAACCGAAAAGUUUCUUCAUGGUGGUAUUAGAUUGGUUCUUCAUUAGGAAGUCAUGGUGUGGAGUGCAAGUCUGAGUGGAACAUCAUUUUGUUCCUCAUGAUUAGGGUUUUAAGAGCUUGCUUUUGGUGUUUAUUAGCUCAUUAAUAAGUGGCUCAGUUGUGUAGGAAAAUUAUUUGGUGAGUGCGCUUUAAUUUAUUUAGUACAUUAUUAGUGUGUGUGUAUAUAUAUAUAUAAAAGCUCAGUCCGUAUACUCAUUAUGACACAGCUACUGGUAUAGGCUUGUGAUGAAAAAAAUUGUGAAAGCAAUGUGAAUUCAUUAAGGUGUUGUAUGGCUUUUUAAGAGUUCAUAUGCCUCUGAUAUUUUUUUUUUUUCUUUGAAAGCUUACUUUGGCUACUUAUCAAGGUAAGUUGUUGUGGACACUUCUGUCUUUG